Molecule: messenger RNA, 1368 nt
Organism: Cladophialophora psammophila CBS 110553
Lineage: Eukaryota; Fungi; Ascomycota; Eurotiomycetes; Chaetothyriales; Herpotrichiellaceae
Exons: 2
Coding region: 1-1368 (455 amino acids)
Source: RefSeq, a predicted model, not a curated record
AUGCCUACACAAAAUGUAACGAAGCCAGCUGAGGGAUCAACCCGGCCUGGUGCCACGGCGCCUAAGCGAAAGCACAGCGACACAGGAGCCGAAUCUAAUAAGAGACUCAAAGUUUCUGAUGGGGAGAAGACCUCAGUUCAUCAAACAAAGUCUCGCAAGAAAUCCAAGCCCAAGAAAAAGAUCUUGUACCAUCUUCGAGUGUCUCUCGAUCCGGGUACAGAGUUCUGCAAGGCAGCAAUACUCGUCAUCAAAAAGGCUACCGUCAACGGCAAGACUCUUCCCGACGAAUGUGGUCCGUGUGAGAUCGUGAAAUUUCCCGAUGGCAAGUCAUUUGUCCGGCCCCAAGUUGCCUUCAGGUCCGUAACACGGAGGGGAAGUAGACAGUCGAUCCCCAUACCGCUGUUUGGUCAUGAGGUGGACGAAGCACUCAAGAACGAUGAGAUUGAUGCUCACGAGAUCAUACGGCAUUUCAAGCCCAUGAUUUACAAGGGCCACAUGGCAGCACAGAGGAAGCCUGUUGAUGAGACGCUAGAACUGCAAGGACAAGUUGAGAAUUUAAAUUUGGAUAUGAAAAAUUCUGCUGGUGAAUUUGGCACUCACCAUGAGGAAAACGAAACCCCAGGAAACGAAAAAGACUUACAAGAGACCAUAGUCCCCCUUCGACUGUUUUCGCAGCUUUUACAGUGGCUCCUUCAAUGUGCCGUCGAAUUCGCCGUCACUAACCACCCGGAGCUUCAGUGGCCCAAGUCCGAGCAGCCCUCGGACCUUAAGAGACUGCUACUUGAAAAGGCGCAGAAUAUUCGCAUUGCUCUUGCUAUACUGCAGACUACACUGUCCUUCACAGGCAACACAUCUUGCAGCAGCCAAGGGGGCUGGUAUCCAAGAACCAUCGCUUUACUUGGUGUCCGAGGCUGCACUGGCGCUAAGACUCUAUUUGAAAACACAAGACCAGAACCAGUUGUCACUGAACAAAACCUACAUGCUCAUCGACAUAGAAGUGUGUCUCCACUCAAAGUCAGCGAAGAGCUUCCACCGGUGACAGAAUGGGCUGGCGGCUCCGAAGUCAAUGGGGAUGCUGCAGCGUUUUUCAUGAAAGCGAUGAAAAAUCUCAAAGAGACGAUGACCUCAAUGCAAGAGACACGCGUCCAACAGGCGAGAUGUCAAGCCAGUGAUCUGAAACACAGAAUGGGAUGGAAAUCUCUCGAUCUGGAAUCUAUCAAAAAGAUCAAAAAGAUUCAAAGACGAGGAUUAACCAGACGCAUGCUGGAAGAGGAGAUAGCUGAAGCGUUUGAGCACUGGCAGGGGCGCCCUGCUAAUAAAGCCUCGGACCGUUUUUUGAAGGUUAGAGGUCUUCUCUUCCGCUUCUAA